Balaenoptera musculus (blue whale) is the source of this 2617-nucleotide messenger RNA. RefSeq names its product telomere repeat binding bouquet formation protein 1 (gene TERB1). NCBI's taxonomy places the organism in Eukaryota, Metazoa, Chordata, Mammalia, Artiodactyla, Balaenopteridae. Gene Ontology annotation, biological process: homologous chromosome pairing at meiosis; meiotic attachment of telomere to nuclear envelope. The coding region runs from base 289 to 2487 and encodes 732 amino acids. The record is from RefSeq and is a predicted model, not a curated record. The transcript is spliced from 19 exons.
AUCCCAGGGCGCUGCGACUUAAGGGUAAAAGGCACGGCCUCCAUUCCCUGCGCGUUCGGGUCCUGCCUCAGCCCCGCCUCGGAACCCGCCCGUCGCCUCCUGUGGAAGACCCACCCGCUGCCCUGCCGGUGAAUCGCCUGUGGUGGAGCCGGCCUCGGGUCGCUAACCAGCGGCCCCGUCCCUGCAGGAGUUGGAGAACCCUGGUCUAAGAGGGAAGGACCCGAGGGACCACAUAUGCUCUUCAAAAGGAGGUCCUCCAGCUGUUUAGAUGAAAUAUAAGGUAAAAGAAUGCAGACAAGCAUGGAAAGUGAGGACACAAAGAAAAUACAAGAAAUGAAGACUGACCUGAACUUAUUAUUGGAGUGUCUGAAGUAUCAAAUGGACAAUGCUUUUUCGCAAAAGGAAGCUCUUGUCACUAUUCAUUCAAUUUGCCAACAAAACAGUAAUGCAAGUCUUUAUUUUCGGGAAAUUGGUGGUUUGAUGUUUGUAAAAAAUCUUGCAAAGUCAAGUGAACAUAGUAUGGUAAAAGAAGCAGCAUUAUAUACAUUAGGAGCUGUUGCAGAACAAAAUGUUUACUGUCAGCAGACUUUGUGCACUUCAGAAUUGUUUGAAGACUUAACUUGGUUCUUAUCCAACAAUGAUUCAAACACAAAUUUGAAAAGAAUGUCUGUCUAUGUUAUUUUGGUUCUAGUUUCAAACAAUAGGACUGGACAGACGCUUGUGAGAGAAACAGGUUGUAUUUCAGUUCUAUCACAGUUGUUCAAGACAGUUCUUUCAAAAUAUGAGUUGAAUUUGUCAGAUGGAAAUGUUUUCCAGAGUUAUCAGUUGUGGUCUUCAGUGUGUAGUACUCUGUGUGUCUGUGUCAACAAUCCUCAAAAUGAUGAAAAUCAAAUGCUUUGCUCUUCACUUUUUCCACAUGCUAAUGACUGGCUAAUAAAUUGCAUGAAACCUGAGAUAAUUCGCCCUAUUUGCUCAUUUAUUGGACUCACUCUUGCAAAUAACACAUAUGUGCAGAAAUACUUUAUAUCUGUGGGUGGACUGGAUGUAUUGUCUCAAGUUCUUGUGCAGUUGGAAUCUGAUUCACACAAGACUCUUUCCAGUGCUAAGCUUGCAGUGGUGGUGACAAAGACAGUGGAUGCAUGUAUUGCUGAUAAUCCUACUUUUGGGGUAGUACUAUCCAAGUACCACAUUGUUUCAAAACUUCUGGCAUUACUGCUUCAUGAAAGUCUGGAUUCAGGAGAAAAAUUUAGUAUCAUACUUACUGUUGGUCAUUGUACAGAGGAUUGUGAGGAAAAUCAGUAUGACCUUUUUAAAAGCAAUGGGCUUCCACUCAUGAUACAAGUCUUAACUGAAUCUCAGAACGAGGAACUAAACAAAGCUGCCACUUUUGUGCUUCACAACUGCAAAAAAAUUACUGAGAAAUUAUCUCUAAGUCUAGGAGAAUAUUCUUUUGAUGAAAAUGAAGAACAAUUAAAGGAUGUACAUAUGAAAGAGAAGAAUCUUGAAGAUUACUGGAAGAAAGCGAAGGAAAUUCUACACAGAAUAGAACAGCUUGAAAGAGAAGGAAAUGAGGAAAGAGUACAAAGAGAAAAAUAUAAGGAUUAUGUUUCAUCUAUGAACAUAAAUAUUCAAAAUACAUUGAAACACCUCCACGCAGAUAGCAGUGGUGGAGGUCCCAAAGCAGAAGAUAAGGAUAAAAGCCAGUCUACAAAGCUUCAGAGUUAUAAGUCCCAUGAAGUCAUGUCUAAAGCAUGUACAAAUGAUGAUCAAAUGAAGACCUUGUUAAAGAGUGCAAAUCCAGUUAAUGCUUGUUAUAGGGAGAGUGGGCAAAAUAAGACUUUAUGUAAAGCCAAUUCAAGCUGCAAUCAAAACUUACGUGAAGAAACAACCUUUGAAAAAAAGAAUUUUGUUUCUCAAUCAAGCGACCAUAUUUUUAAACAUCCAACUCCUAUUGCCAAAAACACAAAGCAGCAGUUACCAGUAACAGAUCCAUUUACAUUAUGUUCAGAUAUAAUAAAUAAAGAAGUCAUUGGUUUUCUAGCAUCAGACAAUUGUUCCAAAAUAUUGAAGUAUAGAUGCUCAGGUUGCAUAGCAGUAGGAAAAUCCCUGAAUAGCCGAAAUUUUAGCAAGCUCUUACACUCUUGCCCAUACCAAUGUGAUCGUCACAAAGUCAUUGUGGAAGCUGAAGACAAAUAUAAAAGUGGACUAAGGAAAUCACUUAUCUGUAACAAAAAAAUUCUGCUGACCCCACGUAGAAGACGACAACUCAAUAAUGAAUCUACUACCCCUGGAGGAAUAAAAAAAAGAAGAAUUCGUAAAAACUUUACUGAAGAAGAAGUAAAUUACCUUUUCAAUGGAGUUAAGAAAAUGGGAAAUCACUGGAAUUUAAUUUUGUGGUCUUUCCCCUUUCAGCAAGGACGGAAGGCUGUCGACCUUGCUCACAAAUACCACAAGCUGACCAAACGCCCCAAGUGUGUGGCUCCUUGACUGGAAGAAGACUUGUCAGUUUUUAGUUUGAUAUCUUAAAAUACAGUGUGUUGAAAAUAUAAAAUUUAAAAUAUUCUUACAAACUCUUAUGAGACAGGAAAUGUGGCAAUGGGGAUACUGUUUUAAUUAC